AUGGCUGUGCCAAACAGCAAGGUUGCACCCUCGGUGAAAAAGGGCACAACUGUUCAGAAGGCACCUGGUGGAGUAAAGCCAACCAAAGUUGCUAAGAAGGGAAAGGAUGAUGAGGAACGUGUGGAAAAGGGUGCGGGCUGGGAUGAGUCUCAUGGGAAACGACCUCUUAAACCUGUAGAUCAACUGGAGCUCACUGAGGCUGAGUUAAAAGAGGACAUCACGAGGAUCCUGACUGCCAACAACCCACAUGCACCCCAAAAUAUUGUACGCUACAGCUUCAAGGAUAACUCCUACAAGGCUGUUGUUGUGGAACAAGUGGCUGUUCACUUUGUGUUGGAGGGCAGCCUUAUACAUCAAGACUCUGAUGAGGCCAGACGAAUGAUAGCCGGAGAGGGUUUCCCAGGAGAUGCUGUAACAGAGGAAACAGGAGCUGAACCUGAUGAGCUUAUAAGUGAAACCCCGGCUACACCUGUAGAAGAUGAAGGGGAGGGAGCUGGAGAAGAAGACACACCAAGUAGAGUUGCCCCCAAAACUGGCAAGAUGCCUCCCAACCAGAUAAACUUCAGUGAGAGGGCCAGCCAGACCCUCAAUAACCCAUUAAGGGAAAAAAGCGUCCAGACUGAACCUCCUAACCGCACCAACUUCUGUGCCAAUGCUAAUCCGUGGGAGAACUAUGAUGCGCAUGAGAAGGAGCUGGCAAAAAUAGAAAAAAAUAAAGAGAAGCAGAAAGACACAGUUCCGGAGAAGGUGAUAUUGCCGGAGAGCGACAACCUCACUGAAGUAGGAAAAGCAUCCAAGAUCUCUGAAAGAAUGAUCCAUCAAAACACAUUUGAUGACAAAGCGCAACAUUUCAAAUACUUUGAAGAUGCCUCCGAUGAGUUCAAGGACAAGGAGGGCACCCUUCUCCCUUUGUGGAAGUUUAAAUAUGACAAAGCUAAAACACUGUCUGUCACCGCCCUCUGCUGGAAUAACAAAUUUGAUGACCUGUUUGCUGUGGGCAUGGGAUCGUACGACUUCAGGAACCAAGGAGGUGGCAUGGUUGUCUUCUAUUCGUUUAAGAACUCGUCGUUUCCAGAGUACAUCUACCCCACCAAGUCUGGCGUUCUGUGUCUCGACAUCCACCAGCAGUAUUGUAACCUGGUGGCGGUGGGCUUUCAUGAUGGCGCCGUGGCCAUCUACAAUUUGAACAACAAAGGAGUGGAGCCUGUGCACAAAAGCACAGCUAAGACUGGCAAGCACACUGACCCUGUCUGGCAGGUACGCUGGCAGAAGAAUGACAUGGACAACCACCACAAUUUCUAUUCUGUGUCAUCUGAUGGCCGUGUUGUGUCUUGGACACUUGUUAAGAAUGAGCUGCUCUACACAGAUAUUAUCAGACUGUAUCUGGUUGGUGCUGUAUCUGAAGGGACAGAAGAUGCAAAGUCGCCCAUGUUCACUUGUGGUACAGCGUUUGACUUCCACAAACAGAUCGACUCUCUCUUCCUAGUUGGCACAGAGGGAGGGAAAAUACACAAGUGCUCCAAGACUUACUCCAGCCAUAUACUGAAGACCUUCUUUGCCCACACCAUGGCAGUGGAUGCUGUGAAAUGGAACUGCUUCCACCCAAAAGUGUUCAUCUCUAGCAGCUUGGACUGGACCGUUAAGGUCUGGAACCAUACAUUCAACAGUCCAUUGCUAACCUUUGACCUGAAUGCUGCUGUCGGAGAUGUUUCCUGGUCUCCAUCUUCCUCCACUGUAUUUGGUGCUGUCACAGCAGAUGGCAAAGUUCAUGUUUAUGACCUCAGUAUCAACAAAUAUGAGCCUAUCUGUCGGCAGUCUGUUGUGCCCAAAGGGACGAAGUUGACGCACCUGGAAUUUAACCCCAUCAAUCCCACCCUCACAGUGGGCGACGACAGAGGCUACGUCACCAGCUUCAAACUCUCCCCUAACCUGCGCAUGAAACCCAAGGCUAAGAAGGGUCAGGAGCUGCCCGAAGGUCCAGAAGUGGAAGUCGCCAAAAUGGAGAAGCUGCUCAGUGAGCUGCAGGAAAUGUAG
Molecule: messenger RNA, 2034 nt
Organism: Limanda limanda (common dab)
Lineage: Eukaryota; Metazoa; Chordata; Actinopteri; Pleuronectiformes; Pleuronectidae
Product: dynein intermediate chain 2, ciliary-like
Exons: 2
Coding region: 1-2034 (677 amino acids)
Biological process (GO): outer dynein arm assembly; cilium movement
Cellular component (GO): outer dynein arm
Molecular function (GO): dynein heavy chain binding; dynein light chain binding
Source: RefSeq, a predicted model, not a curated record